UCGCAUCGCUCAAUUCGCAAUCCUACCUUUGAAAUCGGCCUCAUAACGGCACUGCCAUUGGAGGCUCGAGCAAUCAUAGGGCUUCUCGACGAGCUCUACAUUGGCAAGGACACUGUUGCCUAUGCGCGAGAUCCAGCAGACCUUAAUGCUUACACAGCCGGUAGAAUCGGGCGUCAUGAUGUUAUUCUGAUGCACAUGCCGAGGAUGGGCAUCACGAGCGGGGCAGCGGUGGCGAUGAAUGCUUUAACCGGCUUCCCAGCUCUGAAGCUAAUCUUGCUGGUGGGGAUCUGCGGAGGAAUGCCCCUGGCGUCUGACGAGACGGAGAUCGUUCUCGGGGAUGUGAUCAUCAGCAGGAACAUUGUCCAAACCAAUUUCGGACGGCAGUUCCCCGAUGGCUUCGUCAUCAAGAGCGAUGUGGAGAGCACCUUCCGAGGACCAAGUCACAGCAUUCUGUCAUUCCUGGCGAAAAUCGAAGCCUGUACCGAUACCUGCGAGCGAAGAAUGUCCGAGCACCUUGCUUCUCUUUUGGAGCUGCCAGAAUUCGGCAACUCCCAGUACCCCGGUCCGAUUAAAGAUCGACUGUUCCCCGCAGACUACAUUCACAGACAUCACAAUGCCCAGGACUGCGAGUGUGCGCGAGGUGACGGAGCUUGUGUGGCAGCCAGAACGGCUUCAUGUGAGGAACUUGGGUGCCAGUCGGACCUCCUGAUUCCGAGGCAACGGCUCCAGUGCCAGUCGGGACAGAGCCCGGUCAUUCACCUCGGAGCCUUUUCUUCCAGCGAUGCCGUUAUAAAGUCCGGUUGGCAUCGCGACCAGAUUGCAAAGGCAGCAAAUGUGAUCGCCUUCGAGAUGGAAGGCGCGGGCAUCUGGAACUUUCUCCCGACUGUCAUAGUCAAAGGUGUCUGUGACUACGCGGACAGCCACAAGAACAAAGCCUGGCAGCGAUAUGCAGCAGCGACUGCAGCAGCAUGCGCCAAAAUUCUGGUGGAA
Molecule: messenger RNA, 990 nt
Organism: Aspergillus brunneoviolaceus CBS 621.78
Lineage: Eukaryota; Fungi; Ascomycota; Eurotiomycetes; Eurotiales; Aspergillaceae
Product: purine and uridine phosphorylase
Exons: 1
Biological process (GO): nucleoside metabolic process
Molecular function (GO): catalytic activity
Source: RefSeq, a predicted model, not a curated record